AUGAAAGCAGUUCAACUUUUGAUGCUCGCCCAUUUCACACUGGCAACACUUGACUGUAAGCCAGAAGGCCCUGUGGUCCCGCGACCUUCGGACCUGGCCAACUCCGAUGCCUUCAAAAAAGGCGUAUCAUCCAUUGAAAAAGUUCUUCAGAAAGCCCUUGCGGGAGAAAUCACCGCAGGCUGGGCCACGGAUAAUACAUCCUUCUCCCUUGCCGUCGUCUCCGUCGACCAAUCCUCGCCGGAAACCCCGCUGUGGGAAUACCACCACCUGGCAAAGAAGAACGUCAACGGAACCAAAGAACUGACACGAGACUCUCAGUAUCUCAUCGGAUCGGUUUCUAAAGUCUUUUCAGAUCUAAUCCUGUUGAAAAGCGGGCUCAACCUCGAUGAUCCUGUCACGAAAUACAUUUCACAGCUGAACGAUCCUUCAUCCUUGAUCUCCUGGGGAAACGUUUCCUUACGUGCUCUAGGUUCUCAGCUGUCAGGGACCCCUGCGAACUUCGGCUUUUCAGAAUACCACUUUCUCAAGCAUUACCUUGAGACAUUCGGACUACCGUCGUUGGACGAUGACGCUUUCGCUUCAUGCGGAGUGACGGGUCUCAACAAAGCUUGUACUCGAGAUGAACUCCUCAAGGGCAUGCUAAAAACACAACCAAUAACCGCACCGAUGGAACGGCCAGCGUAUUCCAACUUGGCCUUCACCUUGCUCAUCUUCGCCGUCGAGCAAGUAACAGGGAAGGACUACACCAAGCUCGUCCUCGAACUCAUAACUGAGCCUCUUGGAUUACGCAAUACAUCACCAAGCCCAGGGGAUACACAAAAAGCAGUGAUCCCCCCAGUGGAUAACAGCUGGGGCAGCGACUAUGGGCUCAACGCGCCCGGUGGCGGUCUCGUCUCGUCACUCUCUGAUCUCUCAGCGUUGGCACACGGCAUCCUGUCUCGCACUAUACUCUCACCGACAGAAACGCGCGAGUGGCUUAAACCGCAUUCCUUCGUGGGAUCACCGUACUCUUUUGCCGGUUUCCCAUGGGAAAUCUACCGCCCGCCUGCUCUCGUCCCGGAGCACCCCCAUCAAGUGACGAUAUACGCCAAGUCCGGUGGUGCCUACGGAUACCGCAGCCAGUUCGCCAUCCUCGACGAAUACGGUAUCGCAGUGAUCCUUUUAUCAGCUGGCGAUAUGGCUGCCGUCCCGUACAUCUACGACGCACUGUUGUCGACGUUUGUCCCGGCCGUCGAUGCCAUCGCGCGGGAGCAAGCAGACAGUCUCACCGGUACCUUUACAAGUGGAACAAAGACCGAUGGAAAGGGAGCGUGCGUGGACGCAACAAUCGUCCAAGAUGCAGACUCCCUUCUAUUGUCUGGAUUAUCCCGCAACGGUUCCGACAUUCUCUCCGCAAUCACCAAAAUCUGGACCCUGACCGUCGGCAAGCACCUCACCCCCAUCAAUUCCACCUUCAGGCUCUUCCCCACUGAAGACGCAAGGAAAGAUACGUUGGACGGAAAGACCAUCCUGCGCGAGUCGUGGCGUCUGUGGUUCAGCCCCGUGUACGGCGAUGCGUCCGACUUGCCGGGCAAAGGGCUCGGGUCACAUGAUUGCACGUCUUGGACAUUGAACGACUGGAUAUACUACGGUUCGGAACCAAUUGACCGGUUCGUUUUCGUCAGGGAUGCAGAGAAUGGCGAGGUUCUGGGGCUGGAGGUACCUUUCCUCCGUUCUGGGCUUUUGGGCAGGGUCGGACCACGCCGUUCCGACGAGAGUGUCGGCUGUUGA
This is a messenger RNA of Colletotrichum truncatum, 1770 nucleotides long. Its product is annotated as beta-lactamase family protein. The record is from RefSeq and is a predicted model, not a curated record. NCBI's taxonomy places the organism in Eukaryota, Fungi, Ascomycota, Sordariomycetes, Glomerellales, Glomerellaceae.